This is a messenger RNA of Dufourea novaeangliae, 1482 nucleotides long. Its product is annotated as facilitated trehalose transporter Tret1-like. The coding region runs from base 1 to 1482 and encodes 493 amino acids. The record is from RefSeq and is a predicted model, not a curated record. Gene Ontology annotation, biological process: transmembrane transport. Gene Ontology annotation, cellular component: membrane. The transcript is spliced from 3 exons. NCBI's taxonomy places the organism in Eukaryota, Metazoa, Arthropoda, Insecta, Hymenoptera, Halictidae. Gene Ontology annotation, molecular function: transmembrane transporter activity.
AUGACCGAGCCAGGUAAAACAGAUGUUGUAACAGAUGUAACUACAAUAAAUGAUCAGAAAGAUCACGCAGAUUCUACAGAAGAUACUACCAAGGAUACUAAACUCUACCCACAAUUAAUUGCUUGUGUAAUAGUUAAUCUAACAAUACUCUCUUCCGGAUUGAGCUACGCCUGGCCAUCGAUUAGUUUACUCAGCUAUCAAAAGAGGUCUUCGGAUUUUCAUUUAACUUCUAGCGAAGAAUCGUGGGUGGUCAGUGCAUUACCUAUAGGAUCCUGCUUCGGACCAAUUGUAUCUGCUUUGCUAGUAGAUCGAAUCGGCAGAAAAUGGUAUCUCUACCUAACUUCUAUACCAUUCCUUGCCAGUUGGAUACUCAUUUACUACGCCAAAAGUUGGGUGUAUUUGUUUGCGGCGCGAUUUUUAUGUGGUUUUCCGAUUGGAUCUUAUUUCGCUGUGGUUCCGCUAUAUCUUGGUGAACUCGUCGAGACAAGGAUUAGAGGGGCUGCUAGCAUGACGAUGGGUUUAUUACUUAAUCUAGGACACAUGAUCGUUUAUGGAAUUGGUUCAUUUGCAGACAUGCAGUUGGUUGCAAUCAUUUGUGCGGUGCCAACAGUCCUCUUCAUUUUAUUAUUACCUUGGAUACCGGAAUCGCCCUACUAUUAUUUGAAGAAGGGUAACGAGAAAGAGGCCGAACUGUCUUUAAUAUGGCUAAGGGGAACAACGAACAACAAGAAGGAAAUGAAAGAAAUAGACGAGUUUAUAAACCACGAAAAGCACGGUGACUUAAAAGACCUGUUCACAAUACCUGUGCACCGAAAAGCACUUCUUCUCUUGCUAUUACUGUUGGCGGGUCAACAAUUUUCUGGAAUGAUAGCUAUCCAAUCGUUUUCCGGGAUUCUAAUCACGAAUAUGAAUUUACAGCUUAAUACCUAUAUGGUCCUUCUUAUCCUGGGUGCAAUAAGCGCACUAUCUAUUGGGGUAGCCGCAUUUAUAAUUGACAGAAUUGGUAGAAAACCUCUUUUCCUGGUGUCAACGUAUAUUGUUGCCAUAUGCGUUUGUAUUUUAGGAACGUAUUUUCUUCUUGAUAAAAGAGGAUUCAAAGUUCAACAGUUCUCUGCGAUACCACUAGUCGCUAUCAUAGUUUAUUACAUUGCUCUUUCUCUCGGUUUAACAAGCAUCCCAUCAGUAGUCUCUUCGGAAAUCUUUCCAAUGAGCGUGAGAAGUUGGGCAACUGCUGUCGCAAACAUGUAUGGAGCCGUGCUUGCAGUCAUUGUAGCGAAAUGUUAUCAAAUUGUGAGCGACGCGUGGGGCAAUGAAACAAUUUUCUACAUUUUUGGUGGUAUCGAGAUUGUAAUAGCAACUACUGCAAUCUUUAUUAUGCCAGAAACAUCGCGUAAAUCAUUCAUGGCAAUACAAGAGAUGUUGAACGGAAAAACGUGUAACGCGACAAAGAAAGAGGAGUUGAGCGAAGCUCAUGUAGCUUGA